Messenger RNA from Phycodurus eques (leafy seadragon), 2006 nucleotides. RefSeq names its product U2 small nuclear RNA auxiliary factor 2a (gene u2af2a). Bases 530 to 1981 code for a protein of 483 amino acids. Gene Ontology annotation, biological process: mRNA processing. The record is from RefSeq and is a predicted model, not a curated record. The transcript has 12 exons. Gene Ontology annotation, molecular function: pre-mRNA 3'-splice site binding; poly-pyrimidine tract binding. Lineage: Eukaryota; Metazoa; Chordata; Actinopteri; Syngnathiformes; Syngnathidae. Gene Ontology annotation, cellular component: commitment complex; nucleus; nuclear speck.
GGUGUUGAGGACCACGGAGACGGAGGGAGAAAGAAAAGCGGGCAUACUGUUUUCUUUAUACUCCUCGCCGACCUCUAAACCCUACAAGGCGUGCUUGUUUGGAUUUUCAAGCCGAGUGUCUGCGCUUUCGGGGAGGCCAGUUCACCGCUGGACUUUGUGUUUGCAUUGCGGUGGAAUAGUCCCCAUUCAUUCCGUUGUCUGUGCUAGCAGGCUAAUCUUGGCGUCUGCUGCGCCAGGCCUUCUUCCCCCACUGCUGGACUUUGCUACUAGCUCGCGUGGCUAACGCUAGCGGGCUAACCCACGUUUUUUUUUCCUUCCCCCUCCAAUGACUUUGCCCUGCGCCUUGUAAUUAAAUCCCAAUCCUCUUUUAUGUUCUAAUCAGAAUAUAGUGGUUCUUGAUUAGGUUGCUAGUUAAAGCAAAUUUAAGCGUGCAACCUUUUUGGGGCUGCUAUCGAAAUCUGCUUUUUUUUUUUUGGUUGCUAGCUCGAGCGAAUAACGCAGACGCGGAAAGCCGCCCAAGCUUAUAGAGAUGUCGGACUUCGACGAAUUUGAACGGCAGCUCUCUGAAAACAAACAGGCUGAGCGGGACAAAGAGAAUCGGCAUCACCGCCGCUCCGGCUCCCGUAGCCGCAGCAGAGACAGGAAGAGGCGAAGCCGAGACAGGGACAGACGUAGCCGGGAUCGGCGUGGCGAUAGUAAGGAUCGCAGACACAGACGCAGCUCGCCACCGACCUACCCACAGGAGAAUACUGCAAGUCGUUCUCCACACCGUGAGAAAAAGAAGAUAAAGGUGAAGAAGUACUGGGAUGUCCCACCACCAGGUUUUGAAAACAUCAGCCCCAUGCAGUACAAAGCCAUGCAAGCUGCUGGCCAAAUCCCAGCUACAGCCCUCUUGCCCACCAUGACUCCAGAUGGCCUGGCCGUCACUCCCACCCCUGUGCCCGUCGUGGGCAGCCAGAUGACCCGACAGGCUCGCAGGCUCUACGUGGGAAACAUUCCCUUUGGGAUCACUGAGGAGUCAAUGAUGGACUUCUUUAACGCUCAGAUGCGUUUGGGUGGUCUUACUCAGGCCCCGGGAAACCCUGUGCUUGCUGUGCAGAUCAACCAAGAUAAGAAUUUUGCCUUCCUUGAGUUCCGCUCAGUGGAUGAGACAACACAGGCAAUGGCUUUUGAUGGAAUCAUCUUCCAAGGCCAGAGCCUUAAAAUUCGCCGUCCACACGAUUACCAGCCACUGCCGGGCAUGAGCGAGAACCCCAGUGUCUAUGUGCCUGGUACACAGACAAUUAAUGGUCUUGUUGUCAACACAGGAGUGGUCUCCACAGUGGUGCCCGACUCGGCCCACAAGCUCUUCAUCGGCGGGCUGCCCAACUACCUGAAUGACGACCAGGUGAAGGAGCUGUUGACAUCAUUUGGCCCUCUGAAGGCCUUUAACCUGGUGAAGGACAGUGCCACAGGCCUGUCUAAAGGAUACGCCUUCUGUGAAUAUGUCGACGUCAACCUCAAUGACCAGGCUAUUGCCGGGCUCAACGGCAUGCAACUGGGAGACAAGAAGCUCCUGGUGCAGCGAGCCAGUGUGGGAUCCAAGAAUGCCACUCUGACCAGCAUAAACCAGACCCCUGUCACGCUGCAGGUGCCUGGGCUGAACAGCACAGUCACCCAAAUGGGCGGCCUGCCCACCGAGGUGCUUUGCCUAAUGAACAUGGUAGCCCCCGAAGAGCUGCUGGACGAUGAAGAGUACGAGGAGAUCGUGGAGGAUGUCCGGGACGAGUGCAGCAAGUACGGCCAAGUCAAAAGCAUUGAGAUCCCGCGGCCCGUCGACGGUCUGGAAGUGCCCGGCACUGGGAAGAUCUUUGUGGAGUUCAUGUCAGUGUUCGACUCUCAGAAAGCCAUGCAGGGCCUGACAGGAAGGAAGUUUGCCAACAGAGUAGUGGUGACGAAGUACUGCGACCCAGACGCGUAUCACCGCCGGGACUUCUGGUAGAGGAGGCAAGAUGGAGGUGGGGGGG